Molecule: messenger RNA, 1845 nt
Organism: Guillardia theta CCMP2712
Lineage: Eukaryota; Cryptophyceae; Pyrenomonadales; Geminigeraceae
Exons: 15
Coding region: 1-1845 (614 amino acids)
Biological process (GO): protein phosphorylation
Cellular component (GO): cytoplasm
Molecular function (GO): ATP binding; protein serine/threonine kinase activity
Source: RefSeq, a predicted model, not a curated record
AUGCUAACAGCCUGUGAUUUAUCUCUCGUCUGCCUUGUUGUACAAGCUGUCAAUGACUCUCUGACUCUCUUGCAGGCACUGGCGGAUAUCUCCAACACGAGGAGCCCGAAGGUGGGGAAACCUUCAGCACAAGGCCGUGGGCGGCCUGACAGCGACGAGACAUGUGGAAACAUAUCAAUCGAGGAAGACGAAACGAUCAUGGAGACGAUUGAGAGUCUCAGGGCGCUUGGCUUCUCCGAUGAGGAUGUGAGAUGGGCAGUGGAAGAAGCGAAGUCGAAGCUGGAGGCGAAACGCUCGGACGUAACUUGUGACGGGACCUCAAGGGUGGAUGAAUUGCCGGGGAUCGAGGAAGCUAUCAGCAGGCUGUCACUGUCCAGCCAUGCCGAGCAGGCAACCCCAUCGCGUUCGACGUUGAGGGCAGCGAGGGACACGUCGGAGCCACAGAUCGAUCGCGUGUUGCCCCUUGUGUUGCCCGGGUUGAACACUUGGGACAUUGCCUUCCUCACCUUCAACGUCAGCACGAGGUGGAGGAAAGUUUCCGAUGAAUGCUUGAGAGUGUUUCAAAGUAGCAAGGACGAGGAGGACGAGGAUGCUGCUCCUUCACAGCUGAAGAGGAUUGAUCCACCGUGCUUCGCCGCAAAGUUCCCUUGGGCUCGUUUCCUCGCCCAAGGAGGCUUCAAGCAAGUGUUUCUUGUAUACAAUGAGGAGGAAGCAAGGAAGGAAGCUGUCAGCGUCAUGGACCUUAGCGGGAUGAGAGAGAUGGGGAACAUGCGGACAGCCGAGGCUGAGGUCCGACUCGCCUUCCUCCUCUCCAACUUCGUCAGCUCGGGCGUCUCCCCACACUUUGUCCGCACGUUCCAGUUUCUCAGGACGAGUUGUCCUCCUCCCGCUGACUGGGGAUGCGAGGAGAACCAACAGCCGCAGGGAAGUCUGUCGAAGUACCUGGAGGGGGGUAGGAGGGCCCAGCCGCGACGGAGCAGGAAGAAGGUGGCUCACGGCGACUUCCAGUACAUCAGGAUGGAGUUCUGCACGGAAGGAGAUCUCGAGCUGGUGGUCCGGCAGCACCCGCACCCUCCCGCCGAUGUCGUCAGAGAUCUCUUGCUACAGAUGGCCAAGGCCCUGCAGGUUGUGCAGGAGAAGCUCCACAUGCGGCACUACGACGUGAAGCUGCUCAAUUUCUUUGUCACGACACCCCAAGACUCGGACAGGGAGGAGCCAGGAAGGAGGGGCAAGGGAAGCGACUACUGGGCUGUCAACCGGAACCGGCUGAUCGUGAAGCUGGCGGACUACGGGACAGCAGACAUCGACGAGGAGAGGAUGGGGGAGAGCAUGACAGAGAGACAAGUCACUACCUGGGAGAAUGUCCUCCCGGAGUUCUUGAUCUUUGGCAGCAGAGCGCGCCAGGACUUUUCCUCUGAUGUCCAUGGGCUCGGACUUUGUCUGCUCCAUCUUGUCACAGGAGAAGUUCCGUACGAGGAGAUGCUGGAGGAGCUGUGCUGCCCGCCCGAGCUUGCCGGCAAGCUCCGCAGCGCGUGGGGAGCAAGCAGGAGGGGAGGGAAGAGCGCAGGGGAGACGAUUGACUACAGCGAGGUGAAGAAACUCUUGGACCAGAGCGACGAAGACGACAACUUGCUGGUCGACACUCUGUACAGAAACCUCGUGCUCUUUGGGGAGCAGUUGGUCGCCAAGAAGCACACGGAGAAAGAUGGCCCUGUGCUCAAGACUCUGAGGUGGGCGAGCGACGUAGAGCAAUUCUCGAUCUUGUCAGAGAGCAAGAAGAAGAGUACAGCGAUCCAACGAGCCCAGCAGGUUCCCUUGUUGGGAGAGGAGCGUGCAGCCUACUGA